Messenger RNA from Clupea harengus (Atlantic herring), 1603 nucleotides. It is a transcript of the gene fn3krp, whose product is annotated as fructosamine 3 kinase related protein. Lineage: Eukaryota; Metazoa; Chordata; Actinopteri; Clupeiformes; Clupeidae. The record is from RefSeq and is a predicted model, not a curated record.
UCACGCUAUAAGAACAUCGGCUCACGCCAUAUGUGGCACUGCAUCACGUAUCUUUCAUAUUGGAGACGGUUUAGUUCUGCUCGUCUUAUCAUUAUAACGUUAAUGUGACUUUAACGUCAAGCGAUAGUAAAUAAUGGAGGCUCAGUUAAAAAGGGAGCUGGAAACCUCAAUGUUGAAAGCCACCGGUCAUUCGGGGGCUGGAUGCAUCAGCGAGGGCCAGAGUUAUGACACUGACAACGGGAGAGUCUUUGUGAAGAUAAAUCACAAGAGCGAGGCCAAACGAAUGUUUGUUGGGGAGAUGGCUAGCUUGGAGGCCAUACUGCAAACAAACACUGUGAAAGUUCCUAAACCUGUGAAGGUCAUUGAUCUAGACCGAGGGGGAGCUGUGUUUGUCAUGGAGCAUGUGGAUAUGAGAAGCCUGAGCAAGUUGUCUGCCCAGCUGGGGGAACAUUUGGCCGACUUGCAUCUUCAUAACCAAAAACAGAGAGAGAAGCAGAGCAAAGAGGAGCAAACUGUCGGGAAAGGAUCUGAAGUGCCAGUCAUUGACAAAUUUGGGUUUCAUGUUCCAACCUGCUGUGGAUACCUUCCACAGAAUAAUGACUGGCAAGAUGACUGGGUGGCAUUCUACGCUCAGCAGAAGCUUGGCCAACAGCUUGGCAUGGUGGAGAACAGCUAUGGGGACAGAGAGGCCAGAGAACUGUGGUCUCACCUUCAGCUGAAGAUUCCCCAGCUAUUUGCUGAUGUGACAGUUGUCCCGGCGCUACUCCACGGCGACCUGUGGGGAGGCAAUGUGGCUGAAUGCUCUGACGGCCCAAUCAUCUUUGACCCUGCAACCUUCUACGGCCACUCUGAAUUUGAGAUGGGCAUUGCAGGCAUGUUUGGCGGCUUCAAUAAGUCUUUCUACACUGGGUACCACGGGAAGAUCCCUAAGACACCCGGCUUUGAGAAGCGGCAGCAGCUCUAUGAACUCUUCCACUAUCUGAACCACUGGAAUCAUUUUGGUGGUGGGUACAGGGGUUCCUCCCUUCGCAUCAUGAAGGACCUGGUAAAGUAGGCAUUACUAAUGGGAUUUGAUGCCACCCACCCCUGGCCCUAUCCCAUAACCAUGCUAAUCCAUGCCACAGAAGUUUUGCACUUUAACAAUUCCACAACACACACUAACUAAAGAGCGUAAAUAUAGAGUAACAGCAGUAAUAUGAAGUCAAUUUCACUCAAGAAAAGUCAAGCAGAUGCAGGAAAGUUAACAGUGAUGUGUGAUUAUUUUUAUAUUUUUACUAACAUUCCAUUUGCUCUGAGUGAAGGGGUUGAUGUUGAAAGUACUGGACAGUUACAGUAUGUAAGUAGACACAUGUGUGUCACAAGGUAUUACACUGUAAUUACCUUUAAUGUGGAAUAAUGUACAGUACAAUUAGGAAUGAAUUGUCAACAUUUAAAAUAGAGAUACAUUUGGAUUUUGAACACUUAAAUAAUUAAAUAUUAUAAAUUGUGCUUAUUGCAGUUAACAUCUUAAUCUAACUCCUUAAUAUAAAUCCUUCAGAACUGAUGGAUGUAUACACCUACAAGUGUGACAUUAAUCCGAAUAAAGUUUACUUAUGGCUUAAAA